ACAAGGACGAGAAAGCUUAUUUCCUGUGCAACUUCCUUCAAAGAUCCAAGCGCCAUUGGUUCCAAUUAUUAACAGACGAUUUAUUCAUCUCUAUGUGAUCUCUCAGACUGAUAGUUUGAAUCCGACUGGUGUCUUUAGUCACUCAUCAUGAUGCGUUACUGGGGUGAGAUCCCGGGACCUGCGGGGGCUCCUCCCAGUCGCAGCUCCUUUGACCUGCUCCAGCGCGAGUUUCGCUCAGUGGAGAUGCAGGACCCUCCCCUGCACCAGCCCUCUGCCCAGCGUCCGCGGCCCACCACGAUGCUGGACAUCCCCUCAGAGCCCUGCAGCCUCACCAUCCACACAGUGCAGCUGUGUCAGCACGUCCGUCGCCUCCGUGGCCUCUUGGCAGCGGCCCAAGCCCAGGCUCAGGGUCAGAGCUCAGUGUCCUCUGAGGGUGGCAGCAGGCUGGAGGAGGCCGAUACCAAUCUGCCCCUGCAUCCUCCCACCCCACCUGCCAUGCCAGAUGACUUGCUACCUGCGGACAGCAAAGCCCCUCGGCAGCCCUUCCAGCUCCGCCACAGUGACCCUGAAAGUGACUUCUAUAAGGGUAAAGGCGAGCCUGUCACAGAGCUGAGUUGGCCCUCCUGCAGGCAGCUCCUCUAUCAGUCAGUGGCCACCGUCUUGGCCCAUGCUGGCUUUGAGUCAGCCCAGGAGAGCGUGCUGGAGACCCUGACCGACGUGGUCCAUGAGCAUUACCUGCGCCUCACCCGCCUUCUGCGGGUGGCGGUGGACCGGGAGGCUCGGCUCGGAGCCAGUCCCUUCCCAGACGUGGUGGAGCAAGUGUUUCAUGAGGUGGGCAUCGGCAGCGUGCUGGCCCUGCAGCGCUUCUGGCAAGUGCGGAUCAAGGACUACCACAGCUACAUGCUGCAGGUGAGUAAGGAUCUGUCUGUGGAAUAUGAGCGACUGGUGAACCCAGAGAAGGCCCUGGAGGACUCCAAGCCCCUGAGGAUUAAGGAGGAGCCCAUGAGUGACAUCUCCUUCCCUGUUAGUGAGGAGCCUGAGGCCGACCUGGCCUCUGGGGACCAAGCUCUGCCCAUGGGGGUCCUCGGGGCCCACGGCGAGAGGCUAGCUUCAGGCCUGGACGGUGACCAUUCUCCUCACACCUCAGGUGGGGCCAACAACUCCCCGUUGUGGCCACAGGUAAAAAUUGAACCGCAGGAUGGCGAGGACGCCCAGGGGGCCGGCCAUCAUCAUCACCACCACCACCACGGUGUCCUGGGCGGGGAUGUGUUCGAGGAUGGGGGGCCCAUGUCCACCAUGAGCGAGUCAGGAGGAGACAUGGCGCCUUCUCCCGGAGGCGCGGCGUCAGAUGGCAGCUUCACUUCGCAUUCGCCCGACUCCCUGAUGGGCACCUCGCCCGUCUUCAACCAAAGACCUAAGAAACGGGCGAAGAAGAUGUGAGGAUGCAUUUGCGGAUGCAAGACAUUCUGAGAAGUGGAAUCUGAACUCACCCGCAAGUCUUCCACGUUUAGUUAUGUUGCAAUGAAAAAACACCAGUCUGACAGAAAGAUGUAGUGGUGAAACACACCAGCUGCUCAGCGUAGGACUCAUCAGUGGCUGCUGAGACUGCGGCCACUGCAUAGACUGACUGAGACAUUAAUGUUAUGAACAAACUGAUUUGGGGGGGAAGUAAUAUUUUGUACUUUUUCAUGUUUGUUAUGAUUAUAAUUUCUCUCAAAAUAGCUGAAUAUAUUGAUAGGGUUUAUUGUCAAAAGAAUAAACAUCUUUUAAAGCA
Molecule: messenger RNA, 1774 nt
Organism: Micropterus salmoides (largemouth bass)
Lineage: Eukaryota; Metazoa; Chordata; Actinopteri; Centrarchiformes; Centrarchidae
Gene: supt7l
Product: SPT7 like, STAGA complex subunit gamma
Exons: 5
Coding region: 148-1440 (430 amino acids)
Cellular component (GO): SAGA complex
Molecular function (GO): transcription coactivator activity; protein heterodimerization activity
Source: RefSeq, a predicted model, not a curated record